Molecule: messenger RNA, 3415 nt
Organism: Myotis daubentonii (Daubenton's bat)
Lineage: Eukaryota; Metazoa; Chordata; Mammalia; Chiroptera; Vespertilionidae
Gene: TRIM67
Product: tripartite motif containing 67
Cellular component (GO): cytoplasm
Molecular function (GO): protein binding; zinc ion binding
Source: RefSeq, a predicted model, not a curated record
UUACAACUCCUCGGCGCGCCGCUCGGGGAGGAGGCUGCGGCGGCGGAGGGAGGCGGGGAGGGGAUCCCCGAGCCAGCCCCGUGCUCGCCCUCCGCCUACCGGCUGCGCAGCGCGCGGCCAAGGUCAGAGGCGCCGCAGGAGCAGCCGCGGAGAACCAGAGGAGCGGGUCCAUCGCGGCCGCAGGAAGAGCGCCCAGGGCGCAUUUGGCCGCACCGGCGGCCGCCAAGAAGGGAGGCGUACGGGGGUCUCAGGGCCGGCGAGGCCCCGCUGGGGUAGUCACUGGCAUCGCGACCCGGCAGGUGGCGGCCCCUCUUCGGUCCUUGUGCGCCUUGAACUCGGGCUCCACUAGAGGCUCCCGGGCGCUGUCCGCCGACUGAUGGUGCUGAACCCAGCCUCGCUGUCAAGCGGCCUGCUCUCCCGCCUUCUCCCCUACGGAUCGCCCCUUUUGGGGGCGGGGCAGCGGCCAAAGGGGGGGCCCUGGGACUGGAGCGGAGGGCUUGGAGGAGGCGAGGCAGCGAGCAGCAGCCGGGCGCGGGUCCUGAUGUGGAGAGGACGCGCGCGCUGCGGCCGCUGGCGGCGCCGGUGCUGAUUCAUCACCUCGAGCCUCGCAGGCCCCCGCGAGGGCAGCGGGCGGCGCGCUCCGGACUCGGGCCGCAGGUGGAGGCCGCUGGGGCCGGAGCCUCGCGGGCUGGAGGUGAGGACCCUUCCCUUCUCCUGCUCCCCGUCGUCGUAGGGCGGCGGCCUCGGGACAGAGAGGGGCGUGCCCCGAGCUGCGCGGCAGACAUGCCGGUGUGGUGCCCCCGCCUCCAGUCUCCCCGGUGCUGACCGCGUUCGCGGCCCCCUGCGCCCGUCUCCCGAGCUGGAGCCAUCCACCCGGGACCCGAGCCGCGCGUGCCACCCGAGCCGCGAUGGAGGAGGAGCUGAAGUGCCCCGUGUGCGGCUCCCUGUUCCGGGAGCCCAUCAUCUUGCCCUGUUCCCACAACGUCUGCCUGCCCUGCGCUCGCACCAUCGCGGUGCAGACCCCGGACGGAGAGCAGCACCUGCCGCAGCCGCUCCUGCACUCGCGGGGCUCCGGGCUGCCCGCGGGCGCCGCCGCCUCGCCUUCCCCGGACCCUGAGGCCGCGCCCGGCCCGGCCUGCGGCGGCGGCGGCAGCGGAGGCGCAGCCGGCGGCCCGGGCGGUGGCGGUGGCGGCGGGGACCACGCGGACAAGCUGAGCCUGUACAGCGAGACGGACAGCGGGUACGGCUCGUACACCCCGAGCCUCAAGUCGCCCAACGGGGUGCGGGUGCUGCCCAUGGUGCCCGCGCCGCCCGGCUCCUCGGCCGCCGCCGCGCGGGGCGCCGCCUGCUCCUCGCUGGCCUCGUCCUCCAGCGCCAUCACCUGCCCGCAGUGCCACCGCAGCGCCUCCCUGGACCACCGCGGCCUGCGCGGCUUCCGGCGCAACCGGCUGCUGGAGGCCAUCGUGCAGCGGCACCAGCAGGCCCGCGGGGCGCAGGCGGCGGCGGCCCCGGCCCUGGCCACCUGCCAGCUGUGCGACCGCACCCCGCCCGCGCCGGCCGCCGCGCUCUGCGAGCAGUGCGACGUGCUCUACUGCGCCGCCUGCCAGCUCAAGUGCCACCCGUCCCGGGGGCCCUUCGCCAAGCACCGCCUGGUGCAGCCGCCGCCGCCGCCGCCCGCCGAGGCCUCUUCUUCGGCGUCCCCGGCCCCGGGCGCGGCCCCGGGCGCCCCCAGCGCGGGCGGCGGCUGCAGGAGUCCGGGAGGCGCCUCGUCCGGAGCCGGAGCGACCGGGGGCGGCGCGGCCCGCAAGUUCCCCACGUGCCCGGAGCACGAGCUGGAGAACUACAGCAUGUACUGCGCGGGCUGCCGCACCCCCGUGUGCUACCUGUGCCUGGAGGAGGGCCGGCACGGCCAGCACGAGGUGAAGCCGCUGGGCGCCAUGUGGAAGCAGCACAAGGCCCAGCUGUCCCAGGCCUUGAAUGGCGUUUCCGACAAGGCGAAGGAGGCGAAGGAGUUCUUGGUGCAGCUGAAGAACAUUCUGCAGCAGAUCCAGGAGAACGGGCUGGACUAUGAAGCCUGCCUGGUCGCUCAGUGUGACGCGCUGGUCGAGGCUCUGACUCGGCAGAAGGCCAAGCUGCUCACCAAGGUCACGAAAGAGAGGGAGCACAAGCUGAAGAUGGUCUGGGACCAGAUCAACCACUGCACCCUGAAGCUGCGCCAGUCCACGGGGCUGAUGGAGUACUGCCUGGAGGUGAUCAAGGAGAACGACCCCGCCGGCUUCCUCCAGAUCUCGGACGCCCUGAUCAAGCGAGUCCAGGUGUCUCAGGAGCAGUGGGUCAAAGGCGCCCUGGAGCCCAAGGUGUCCGCGGAGUUUGACCUGACCCUGGACAGCGAGCCGCUGCUGCAGGCCAUCCACCAGCUGGACUUCAUCCAGAUGAAAUGUAGGGUGCCGCCCGGCCCCCUGCUGCAGCUGGAGAAGUGCUGCACCCGCAACAACAGCGUCACGCUGGCCUGGAGGCUGCCGCCCUUCACCCACAGCCCCGUGGACGGCUACAUCCUGGAGCUGGACGACGGCGACGGGGGGCAGUUCCGGGAGGUGUACGUGGGCAAGGAGACCCUGUGCACCAUCGACGGCCUCCAUUUCAACAGCACCUACAACGCCAGGGUCAAGGCCUUCAGCUCCUCCGGCGUCGGGCCUUACAGCAAGACCGUGGUCCUGCAGACGUCGGACGUGGCCUGGUUCACCUUUGACCCCAACUCUGGGCACCGGGACAUCAUUUUGUCCAACGACAACCAGACGGCCACCUGCAGCAGCUACGACGACCGGGUGGUGCUGGGCACGGCGGCCUUCUCCAAGGGCGUGCACUACUGGGAGCUGCACGUGGACCGGUACGACAACCACCCGGACCCCGCCUUCGGGGUGGCCCGGGCCAGCGUGGUCAAGGACAUGAUGCUGGGCAAGGACGACAAGGCCUGGGCCAUGUAUGUGGACAACAACCGCAGCUGGUUCAUGCACUGCAACUCCCACACCAACAGGACGGAAGGCGGCGUGUGCAAGGGGGCCACCGUGGGUGUGCUGCUGGACCUGACCCAGCACACCCUGACCUUCUUCAUCAACGGCCAGCAGCAGGGCCCCACGGCCUUCAGCCACGUGGACGGGGUCUUCAUGCCGGCCCUCAGCCUCAACCGCAACGUGCAGGUCACCCUGCACACAGGACUGGACGUGCCAACCCACCUGGGGCGGCCCAAGCUGGCCGGCAACUAGCCCCCCCACUCCCGCCCCACAAGGGCGUCUGGGAGGAGCCCGCCACCCCUCGCUGAGAUCAACAACCACGAGGGCCGAUGGAUGACACGUCACGGUGCCCCCCGAGGCCCCUGAGUAUCUUAGAGACGUGUUUGCUUUGGGGGACGGAGGAG